CUCACCCACUCAUUGUUUAGUGGAUUGCACACCAGUCAGGACGUUUCCUAAUUUACACACUUCUUAGUAAUACAUUUGCAUAGUUUAUACAAUCGUGUGAUUUAAUUGAACUAGUGAUAAUAAUAAUGGAUUGUAGUGGUAUUCAUCCUAGCAACAGAAAAUAAAAUUGACAAAUGAAGAUUAAGGUGUAACAUCAUUAAAACAAGGACAAUUCAUUGUAAUGUCUUGUCAUGGCUUCUGCUCGACCCGGUACAUCAUCUUCGGCUCAAGCAGUUGAUAAUCGGGUAUUUUUGUUCCGCCUUCAGAUAUUAAUUAUAGAUGGUGGACUUACAGUUUUAAGAAAUUAUGUAGAACAGGAACUUUCAGCUCAAUCUAACAGUCUCAGCGGUUGUCUUGCUAAUGAAAGGACAACUAUUAAUGUUUUGAAGGGACGUGGGAUAAUAACACAGGUGCAGUAUGAUUUAUUGUUUCCAUCAAGUGGCAUUGUUUCAACGUCAGAUUUGGACAUCACACUUAUCAUUUGUCUCAUGAGAAACCUGAAAUGCUUCAAGUUAAAUAAAAAGUUUAAUUGGAAAAUUCCACCAGGACAAAGUGAUACUUCCAUCGAGGCAGACAUUUGUAGACUGAAGAAUUACAGGAACGAAAUUUGUCAUAUAUCGACCACUACAGGAAUACAACAUAGUGAUUUUAUUACAAAGUGGGAUGAAAUCGAACAGAUUCUCCUUAGAUUCGAUAAGGUGUAUCCAAUCAAAGACUUUCACCAGACAAUAACUGACUUUGAAUUCAGCCCUCUUGAUCCAAAAACAGAACAGAGGGUAACGGAUGAAAUUGAAAAAUGGGAAAGUCAUGAUAAAGCAGUAGAAGCGGACAUAGAACUUCUGAAAGCAGGUCAUAAAGAUACUAUUGAAGACUUGAAGACGGUUAAAACUGAAAUAGAAGAAAUAAAAGAACGACUACCAACAAAACAAACGACUUCAAAUAUGCAAGAUGACAGAAUGCAGGAAAACAGAAGGAAGGGAAAUCUUUUUCAAAGGGGUUUUGAAUGGAUACGUUAUCGCCCGAUGAAAAAAAAUCUUCAAGGUGACCUCAUUAAGUUCUACAGAAACAAGUGUAGUUCGAUACCUCUCUCACCGCUCCUUGAGGAAGUGGAGACACCUCUAGCUGGCUUCUACGUGAUGCCAGAUAUAGUCGCCAUUGGACAGGAGUCUCCUUCAAGUGACGUGGAGGAGAAAACGCCAGUCAAUUCUUUAAUGGACCUAUUUUCAGUCAGAAGCGGUCAUCAGCAAGAAAUAUAUUUAUCAGCAGACGCAGGCUUUGGAAAAACUGCUUUUUCAAAAUACCUUGCAAUCACGUGGUGCCAGGCUCAUCAUAAAGACAAAAACUACAAAUGUUUUAAAGAUGAGGAGUUAAAAGCUUUAUCUGACUUUGAGUUCUUAUUUUUGGUCUUAUUAAGAGAUUGUUCCGAUAUCUGUAGCAUAGAAAAAAUGAUUGAGCAACAAAUUACUGAACAACUUCCUACGUCAGUAUCAUUAGAAAGAAUUUUACGUAAAGAAAAGUGCUUGAUUAUAUUAGACGGUCUUGAUGAAUGGACCCACCCUGAAAAUGGUUGUUCCAGGCGAAAUGAAAAAAUCCCACAUCGGUACGUACAUGAAAAGUGUGUUAUCUUAACGACUUCGCGUCCAUGGAAACUUGGAGUUUCAAAUCUUAAAACAAGUCAGGUUAACAAGAAAAUAGAGUUGGUUCAACUUAGUAUAGAUUCUAAAUGGCAACUUGAGAAAAAUGCUAUAAGUAAAAUGACCGGUGUUCCUGAUGGUGACGAAUUGACGAGUAAAACACGGGACUUAAAUCAAGUCAUAGAUGACCGUGGCCUUCAGCACAUGCAAACGAUUCCACUCCUCCUUAUGUUUAUCACUUGUCUUUGGUGCAACAGAAUUUCCAUAGAAAACUCGAAAUGUGAUGUUUACACCAAAAUCAUUGAAUUUCUGUUAUCAAGAACAGCAAAGAAACACCCAGAAAUUCAACCAUCUUGUGUUUCUUCUACCUGCGAUAUCCCAGAAUAUUUCAGAAAUCACAACUUCUGUAAAAAGUUUUACUCUCUCAUAAAAUCAUUAUCAGAACUAGCUUAUCAAACAUUACUUAAUGAAACAAGAGAAAACACGCUGGUAUUUGAUGGAUCGGUUGCUGAAACAUAUCUCAAAGCAGACGACAUGAGGAUAAGCCUUUUCUCAGGAAUAGUGUCGGAAAGUAAAACUAAGACAUUAAUAAAAGAAAUUUCUAAAGUGUCCUUUUCCCACAAAACAGUUCAGGAAUUUUUUGCCGCCAUAUUUAUAAGUUCUUACAGUGACGUUCAGAAAAUUGUUCUAGAAAAAUGUAGAAAUGUUCAAGACAUUCUGGACAUGUCAACAAUUUGUGAAUUUAUGAGUAAAAUGAAUGCUGAACGGAUGUGUGAAAUAUCAAAUUAUUUGAUGUUUGUGAUAAAUGAAGACGAGAAAACACGCAGCUAUAGAACUAGGACAGGUGGCGAGCAUAUGUACAAUACUCCAUUGUAUAACAUACAGGAAAUGUUCAUGUCGUCUUUACGAGAAAUGCCUGAAAGUGAAAAUAUUCAAUUAUGUUUACAAGAUUUCUUCAUUGACACGUACACCGAGCACAGUGAGCAUUUACAACGUUUAUUAAAACAAAAUAAACCCAACAUAAAAUCACUUUAUAUAAACACCGUCUUUACUUCCAGCAGUUUACUUGAAAUUAUAGAUUUAUUCUCUCUCACAGAUCUGAGUCAUAUACAGAAACUUUACUAUCAUGGUGAAAGGGAGAAGGAGGCUGAGAUAAAUCGGAUAUUUGUUCCCAGUUUGCAGAACGUAUCUUUGUUGUCUGGUAAUUGGACAAAUGAUGAAGAAAAUCUGAGUGAAAACUUGGCGCGAUUACAAAACUUACAAUAUUUAUAUAUUCACCACUUCACGUUAUCUCACAAAAUACUGGAAACAUUUUACAAUUUUAUCCCCGGUCAAAAAUCAAUGAAAGAGUUAACAUUGUGGAGGUUAUACUGUAAAAAACGUAGUCGCAGAUUGAAUUUGGGCUUGUCUCAACAUUGUAAGAGAUUGAACUUGGACCUGUCUCAACAUUCAACUCUAUCAAAGUUACACUUGAAGGAGUUAUCUGGGAGGCUACAAUUAAAUAUAUCAACACCGUCAUUAGUUAAUGUUGAAUUGUCGUACAUCAAACUAGAUGAAAGUUCAUUGUUACUGUCACGUGACAUGAAAAAUAUUGAAUGUGUGAAGUUGGUGUAUAUAGAAAUGCCUGCAGAAUGUUUACAGAACUUUAUUGCCGUGCUGGAAAAUCUGCCGCAGCCAGUUACAGUAGAUAUGGUCGCCAUUAAACCGGAAACAGAAUAUGAUCGUGUUAGAGAAAAUAUUCGAAGAUCACAAAUUUUUCAUGUGAUACAAGACGACUACUGGUUUGUGUUCAAAACAAGGCAACCAAGUAAAGAAUAAACAAGGAAAAACAUUGUAAAAUAAACUGAAAAAAAUGACUUCAAGACUUAAAAAAUAAAUAAAUAUGGAAACUUAAAAUACGUAACAUAUGGCGAUUAAUGAAACUUAACUUAAAUGCUUGGUCAUUUAGUAUCUAAGUAAAUCUUUUUGACAGUUGUUUAUAAAUAAAGUGAUUUAAAGGUUAGAAAAUAUUCACGGAAAUAUUUUUACGGAACUUAAUGGAUAAAUAUAUGGAAAUAUUUCACAGCGGUCUUGAAUCAGACGAUGGAGAGUGUCAUGUGACAACAUAUAUGGAAUAAAUCAACAGGUGGAAUCUCUACAAACGUUCCUUGCUUAACCAAG
Messenger RNA from Ruditapes philippinarum (Manila clam), 3833 nucleotides. RefSeq lists its product as uncharacterized. Bases 231 to 3491 code for a protein of 1086 amino acids. The record is from RefSeq and is a predicted model, not a curated record. NCBI's taxonomy places the organism in Eukaryota, Metazoa, Mollusca, Bivalvia, Venerida, Veneridae. The transcript has 7 exons.